AUGGCUUCUAUCCCCAUCAAAUGGUCAAGCGCCGCUGAGAACGACAUUGCGCAGAUGACCGCAGCACAAUUCGGAGGGACAGACCCCCGCGUCUACCAUGAAUAUUUGGUGCAACAGUACUGGAGCAGCUACAAGACGUAUCCCUCUAUCAGCCAGGCUACUGUGGCGCGUCUACGACGGGGAGCACAUGUGGGCGGCUCAGACCCCAAUGCACCCGACCAUAUCACUGUGGCGUUCGAAUGGAAACGCGAGAAAUAUACCGUGCACAUCCCUACUGGCCGUUGA
Molecule: messenger RNA, 285 nt
Organism: Mycena indigotica
Lineage: Eukaryota; Fungi; Basidiomycota; Agaricomycetes; Agaricales; Mycenaceae
Exons: 2
Coding region: 1-285 (94 amino acids)
Source: RefSeq, a predicted model, not a curated record